UUUGUGGUGUGUUGAAUUUUGAGGUUAUGAUGGUUGAGUUUUAGGUUAUAUUUAUAUUUUUCGUGUUGUAAAUUAAUUAAUAGAGCUGCCCAAAUCUCUCAUAGCAGAAAAAGCUCGAAAGGUGAUACAGUUUAUGCUUAUUUUGUGAUUGUAUAUGAGUAUCUCUGGUUAAUGCGAUUCUAAAAUGCCAGGUUCCAGCAAAAUAUUUUUACCCCACAGAGCCCUAGGUUAUGUUAGCAACCAUAUUCCUGCAGUAGUAAGGUAUAUUCAUAAAAGAAGAGAGAACGUAAUCGUCACAUGUGUAGGAAAGUCUUUUCACACCUAUGGCAGCACACAUUUGAAACUUCUAGCUGUAAGUAAUCUGCAUGAUGAUGAAAUCACUUGUAUGACAGGAGACACAUAUCAUGUGUACUCGGCAAGCGGUAACUGUAUUUAUGCCUGGAGACGAGGUACUGAGCUGAAGCAUACAUACGCAGGGCAUAAUAAAGCCAUUCAUUUAUUACUUCCCUUUGGACCUCAUUUAAUAUCUGUGGACGAGUCAAGUUCACUAAGAGUAUGGGAUAUCAAAAGUGAGGAAGUAUAUCUUGAACUGACUUUUGAUAAUGACGUUUUUCAAGUAUCUGCACUAUGCCACCCUAGUACAUAUUUGAAUAAAAUUCUACUUGGAAGCCAACAAGGUUCACUGCAACUAUGGAACCUUAAAACAUCCAAGCUUAUUUACACGUUUCCCGGAUGGAGUAGUUCGGUGACAGAACUGGAACAGGCUCCAGCAGUUGACGUUAUUGCAGUUGGAUUAUUAAGUGGGAAAAUAAUCUUGCACAACAUCAAAUGUGACGAGACAGUUAUGGAGUUUACGCAAGAUUGGGGCCCAGUGACAUCCUUAUCCUUCCGCACAGAUGGGGAACCAAUCAUGGCUUCUGGAACAUUAGCGGGACACGUGGUUUUCUGGAAUCUGGAAGAAAGAAAAGUUGCUUCACAGCUUCUAAAUGGCCAUGAUGCUGCAAUUUCUGGUUUACAUUGCCUCCCAAAUGAACCUUUAAUGGUUACAUCUUCACCUGAUAAUUCUGUAAAGAUUUGGAUCUUUGACUUGCCUGAUGGGGGAGUAAGAUUGCUACGGUUACGAGAAGGUCAUGCAGCACCUCCAUCCUAUAUAAGGUUUCAUGGUAAUAAUGGACAAAGUAUAUUAUCUGCUGGUGGCGAUUCAUCUCUUAGGGUGUUCAACACUAUUUCUGAGACAGCUAAUAAGAGCCUUGGGAAAGGAUCAUUCAAUCGUAAAUUAGCGAAAAAGAAAGGAAAACUUGAUGCAGUUCGUCUACAAAUGCCACCUAUUGUUCAGUUCACUUCUGAAACUACACGAGAAAAAGAAUGGGAUAAUAUAGCAGCAGCCCAUUUAGGAUUACCAGUGGUUACGACUUGGUCAUUCCACAAACAAAAAAUGGGUGAGCUACAGCUAUUCCCGAGCAAUUUGAAAGGGGAACAUGUAAAACCUAAACUCAAACUGACAGCUCUAUCACUCUGUCUAACUCACUGUGGAAACUUCGUUGUCAUUGGCUACAAUUCUGGUAACAUAGAGCGUUUUAACAUCCAGUCUGGAAUUCACCGUAGUAGCUAUGGUACACCAUUGGCUCAUUCUGGACCUGUCAGAGGUGUUGCUGUAGACUCGCUCAACCAAAUUGUUGUCUCAGGAGGUCGAGAUGGGCUCUGCAAAUUUUGGAUUUUUAAAACUGGAGGCAAACACCCAAUAAAAACCCUUAAACUCGGAGAGUCCGUGAAUUUCUUUCAGACUCACAGAGAAAGUUCCUUACUGUGUGUGUCCUUAGAGGAUUUUUCAUUGUCAAUCAUUGAUUUUGAUACCAAAACCGUCGUGAGACGCUUCGAAGGACACACAGGUCAAGUUACGGACGUUACGUUCAGCCCAGAUUCCCGAUGGGUUAUUUCUGCUUCGAUGGACUGUACAAUCCGUACCUGGGACAUCCCUUCUGCUCAGCUAGUAGAUUGUUUCCAGGUUGACGCUGCUUGUACUUCAAUUACAAUGUCACCUACAGGAGAGCUGCUUGCUACAUCUCACGUUGACUACAAAGGGAUCUUCUUGUGGUCCAAUAAAACUCUUUGGAGUCUCGUCUCUCUCAAGCCGCUAUCUCUUGACAGCGCCAUUCCCUUGGUCAGUCUGCCAUCGACUGGUGCAACCUGCCUGACUGUGGAUGUGGAAGAGAGCGAAACAGAGGAGGAUGAAAGUGAAGAAUUUGAACAAAUAGAAAAUCUCAUCACGCUCUCAACAUUAGCGGUUUCAAGGUGGCAAAAUAUCCUAGACAUUGACAUAAUAAAGAAACGUAACAAACCUUUGGAGCCUCCAAAAACACCGAAGAACGCUCCGUUUUUCCUUCCAACCCUACCGACUUUGAAUAUGGAAUUUGAUCUUAGUUCUGCAAUAAAAAACUCAAACAACGAAAAAACUAUAUCCUUGAAAAACAUUAAGCAAAAUUUGACUCCAUUCGCAAAACUGUUGAGGGACGCAAAGGAUUUCGGUGUUGUUGUGGACAAAUUAAAGUCUUUAGGACCUUCAGCUAUUGAUUUCGAGAUAAAUGCUCUAGGAAUGGAAGGGGAAGACGGAGAGAGGUUGCUGCUUAAGUUUAUGGAAAUGCUGAACUUUUUGUUGGAGAGUAACAGAGACUUUGAGCUUGGCCAGGCGUACAUGGCCUUGUUUUUGAAAGUUCACGGAAACACUGUGGCAACAACACCUGCUCUUCUACAUUAUUUAGAUAAAGUUCAGGAGGUACAAAUGAGAGACUGGAAAAUCCUUGAGGAUAAAAUAUGGUACACAAUGGCAGCCGUCAAUCUGUUAAAAGAAAGUUGAUAGUGUUUUUGCUUUUCAUUCUGUGAAUCGACUUACGUUAUGUCAAAGGUCUUUGUCACUGGGAUUCGUUUGAGUUUUAUAAGUUUUAUUUGUAAUUUGAUAAACAUUUUCUUGGAUGUAUCAUAUGGGAGAAAAUAUUUCUUGUAAUUUAUAGGUAAAAUGUUUGUGUUUGUCGUGCCAAUUAAUAACAUAACUUUACGGUUCACAAAUUUAAAUAAGCAUAUAUCUAUUUAUCGUUAAUAACAUCAGAUCAUAGAUACUACAGAUAAGUGUUAGACCAGUUGAAAUUAUUGGUAACAAACCCAGUCUUAUUUGUAUAGCCUGUGAACCAAACAAGCUUUUGAUCAAACUAGUUGGGUGGUGUAUAAGUGUAACGUAAAAAAAAAAUUACUUUAUAUGUUUUGAAGAAGUAAAACAAGUUUUUAUCCAGUUAUGUUGUAUUAAGAGAGGAGUAGUGUAUUGUUUUAUUUACCAACUCUAAACAUGUUUUUCAUUCAUUUUUUGAUGUAGGAAUUGUAAAUACCAAUUUGUAAAUAUUUUAUACAACAGGUCUCAAUAAAGUUAGUAUUAUUGUUUGAAGAAUCAAUCUAUUAUUAACCUUCCAAAAUGUAAAAAACAUACUUUAAAUUUUUGAAACAAUAAAUCAUU
Molecule: messenger RNA, 3502 nt
Organism: Macrosteles quadrilineatus (aster leafhopper)
Lineage: Eukaryota; Metazoa; Arthropoda; Insecta; Hemiptera; Cicadellidae
Product: WD repeat-containing protein 36
Exons: 3
Coding region: 185-2854 (889 amino acids)
Biological process (GO): rRNA processing
Cellular component (GO): small-subunit processome; Pwp2p-containing subcomplex of 90S preribosome
Molecular function (GO): protein binding
Source: RefSeq, a predicted model, not a curated record